This is a messenger RNA of Condylostylus longicornis, 1108 nucleotides long. It is a transcript of the gene GXIVsPLA2, whose product is annotated as group XIIA secretory phospholipase A2. Gene Ontology annotation, molecular function: A2-type glycerophospholipase activity; calcium ion binding. Gene Ontology annotation, cellular component: extracellular region. Gene Ontology annotation, biological process: lipid catabolic process; phospholipid metabolic process; arachidonate secretion. NCBI's taxonomy places the organism in Eukaryota, Metazoa, Arthropoda, Insecta, Diptera, Dolichopodidae. The transcript has 4 exons. Bases 146 to 847 code for a protein of 233 amino acids. The record is from RefSeq and is a predicted model, not a curated record.
UUUCUAUACUUUUAAAUGUGUACGUAAGUUUAAGGCCUAAGAAAAUUUUAUUCCAAUAAAUAAUAAUUGUUUCUGGUGUUAUUAAAAUAUAUCUCAAUAUAUAAAUAAAAGAUAACAAGAGGGAAAUAAAAUUCUAGAAGUCGAAAUGCAUUUUCCUUAUAUGAAAAUUGCUAUUUACGUAUUAACUUUUUUAACAUAUGCCUAUUCUGGAUAUGGUUCUCAUAUGAUAUCAACCUUAAGAGAUGCGAUAAUUGCAGCUGAAGCAUUAUUUGGGGACGUUUUUAAAAAUGUAAUUACAGUUGCAAAAAAAUUUAAAACCGUUCACGAAGUAUUUGAUGCUGCAGUAGAAGAAAAUUGCAUAUAUACUUGUCCAAAUGGGGUAAAACCUGUAAAAAAUAAGUUUUACACACCUAGUUCUGAUGGUUGUGGCUCUCUAGGAUUAAGUAUUGACACAAAUUAUUUACCAGCUGUAGAAAUGGAAGCGUGUUGCAAUGCACAUGAUAUUUGCUAUGAUACGUGCAACAGCGAUAAAGAAUUAUGUGAUUUAGAUUUCAAAAGAUGUUUAUAUAAAUAUUGUGACAGUCCUCAAGAUGGAUUUGCUAAAGAAUUAUAUGCCAAAGGAUGUAAAGGAGCAGCGAAAAUGUUAUUUACAGGGACACUAACUUUGGGUUGUAAAUCAUAUUUAGAUUCUCAAGAACGAUCUUGUUACUGUGGGGGUGCAGGGUCGUCAGAUUUUAAUCAAAAAUAUAAUAACUAUAAUGGAUAUAAAGAACAGCAGUCAAAUUACAAAAAAAAUUAUAAGGAAAAUAAGAAACCUCCAAAAUAUGGUUGGAAAGACGAUUUAUAGUUCUAAAAACAUUUAAAUUUUGUAGAUAGGUUAUGAGCAUAUGUAUGUACAUACAUAAUAUGUAAAUACAUUAUGUUAAAAAUUUUUAUAAUUUGGUAAAGAAAAUCUUAAGAGUUUUAAAUUUGCCUAGGUACCUACUUAGAUAACAUUUGUUUGUUUUCGUAAAUCGUUUUAUUUAUGUGAAGUGUUUAAUAUUUAUACAUAUAAUUACAUAAAUAUGUAAAUAAUUAUAUAAAAAAUAAGUUGAUUAAAAUAAAAGUU